AUCUGUUAUGAAGAAUUGAUACAAGGUCAGAAAAUGGCAUUUACAAACGAAGAUUAUCUACCAAGUUACGAAGAAUUGACAGUGCCGGAAAUCCAACUAACAUCGUCAGUUCUUCGAGCAGGUGCACACCAGUUUGGAAAAUAUUGUGAUAAUGUUUGCAAGGAAUUUAUGUUGUGUCGCAAGGAAGAAGGAGACCCACGGAAAUGUUUGAAUGAAGGGAAAGAAGUGACGCGCUGCGCAUUCGACUUCUUUGGCAAAGUGAAGAACUCUUGCUACGAGGAAUUCACAAAUUACUGGCAGUGUGUGGACAAAUCGGGCCGUGAAAUGUACCUCAAACCGUGUCGGAAACCCCAGCUCGUGUUUGACAACUGUAUUAGAGAGAGUCUCGGGCAGGAGCGACCGGGAUUAGGAUAUUUCAGCAAAGUACGAACCCACGACACCAACAGGCCGAAACCCAAACUCCCAGAACACAAACUGCCCCCGCGACUCCCAGAAGUACCCCCCUUGCCCGAUGAGAUCGACCCCCAGUCCAAAUAUAUGGGCAGUCAAGGCAUAUAGUGCUACUUGUAAAUGGACUCUUUUUGUUUUGUUAGAUUUUGAAUGAACUGCAUUAGAAUACGAAAACAUUUCUGACAGACUACAAAUAUUUAUAUCGGUUUGGAUUUGAAAUUAAAUGUGUAUGCAAAUGA
This is a messenger RNA of Gigantopelta aegis, 689 nucleotides long. RefSeq names its product NADH dehydrogenase [ubiquinone] 1 alpha subcomplex subunit 8-like. Bases 34 to 558 code for a protein of 174 amino acids. Lineage: Eukaryota; Metazoa; Mollusca; Gastropoda; Neomphalida; Peltospiridae. Gene Ontology annotation, biological process: mitochondrial electron transport, NADH to ubiquinone. The transcript has 3 exons. The record is from RefSeq and is a predicted model, not a curated record.